Nasonia vitripennis (jewel wasp) is the source of this 3688-nucleotide messenger RNA. RefSeq names its product sialin. The transcript has 11 exons. Gene Ontology annotation, molecular function: transmembrane transporter activity. Gene Ontology annotation, cellular component: plasma membrane. The record is from RefSeq and is a predicted model, not a curated record. The coding region runs from base 552 to 2057 and encodes 501 amino acids. Gene Ontology annotation, biological process: transmembrane transport; monoatomic anion transport. NCBI's taxonomy places the organism in Eukaryota, Metazoa, Arthropoda, Insecta, Hymenoptera, Pteromalidae.
ACAAUUGUGGUCUUUUUAUUAUUACAAGUGUCUCGUGGGUUGCACAUUUCUAUGUAUAGAUCUCUCGGUGAAAAUGCUUAAUUCAGUUAAUUGACCAUAGACGGCGUCAGCGUUGAGAGAUAGUUUGACUUUAGCGUUAACUCGUCGAUCCCGUGAUGGUGCAGACGUACUUGUAUCUGGAGCCUCGUGAUAAUUGGGUUAAAGUGUCAGAAGCCGCGAGAGGCUUUAUCUUAUCGAAUCGAUGUUUUCUCUCUCAUCUUUCUUCAUGUUUUUUUUCAACUAUGCACGUGUUAUAACUAUACUUAUACGUUCUCGUAACUCGCAUCCACUUCUUGAUGCCGAUCGGAGAACGACAGUCUAUGUUUAUCGUUUUCCGCUGGUUUGUUUGGUUUGUUUAGUCUUACGUGUGACGCCGAAGAGAUAAGCAAGGAAUCGGAUUCGACUCGGUUUUUGUCGACGGCCGCGGUUUAUUGCGUAACGUGUGGGGCACAUGAGCGACUGAUCAGCUGACUGGAGACCGGUCCCACAGAGGCCGAUUUAUUGUCAAGAAGAUGGCUCUUUCAAAACUCAACGAACGGAUACCUAGGCGAGCUGUGCUGGGAUCGCUUAUGUUUCUGGCAUGCAUGUUCUCCUACGUGAUACGUACAAAUCUGUCCAUCAUUAUCGUGGCUAUGGUGGAUGUCAAAAAGAAUGUACCCGGCCCAUACUGCAACGCCGGUGGUGUCGCCAACUAUACCAACUCUUCGGAGAUAUCGAAAAAAUUGGAAGAUUAUGGCCCUCGGUACAAUUGGAAUCAACAUAUACAGGGUCAGCUAUUGGCCUCAUACUUCUACGGCACACUGCCGUCGAGUAUACCGGCCGGUCUGAUGGCCGAAAAAUUCGGUGGUGCCAGAGUCGUAGCUUUUGCUACUCUGAUUCCGGCGCUUCUAAAUCUGCUCAUGCCUUGGGUCGCAAGUUUCCACUACGGCCUGAUCUUCGCACUGAGAUUUACCAUGGGAUUCUUUGGAAGUGCAGUGUAUCCGGCGUUGCACGCUAUGAUCGCCCGGUGGGUACCUCCUAGCGAGAAGGGCAUGUUCGUUUGGACGAUGCAGGGUGGUCCCUUUGGUACCUUUGUCACACUCUCCCUUUGCGGCGUGGUAAUCCACGACCUCGGCUGGAAGGCUGCUUACUAUGUGACGAGUGGCCUUAUGUUGGUCUUCUACUUGCUCUGGGUUUGGUUGGCCUAUGAUACCCCGGACGUUCACCCAACUAUCACCGAAAAGGAAAAAAGCUACAUUAAAGAGCAGAUCGGUACCAGCAUCAGCAAGCAAAAAAAUAAACUUCCGGUGAAAGCUAUUCUCACUUCGCCACCCUUUCUGGCACUGCUUUACGCUCACUUUGCAAACAUGUGGGGCAUCUACUUCAUUUCAACCAAUGGCCCGAAGUACGUCCUGGAAAUUCUCGGCUUUAACAUGAAAAACGCUGGUGCUUUAACGGGUCUGCCUUACAUUGCCCGUCUCGUGGCCGGUGUUGCAUUUGCAGCAGCCGGUGACUACUGUCGUAGGAAGAGUCUCAUCACUCUUGGUUGGAUACGUCGGCUCUUUAUGAUUUUCUCUCACAUCGGACCCGCGGGAUGCCUGAUCGCGAUGACCUACGCAGGUUGUGACCGAGUCACCGCCAUCGCUAUGAUGAUCCUUGCUCUAGCUUCCAACGGUGCUGCCUGUCAGACCAGUCUACAGAAUCAUCAGGACUUGGCGCCCAACUUUGCCGGUUCAUUAUACGGUACUAUGAACACCAUAGGAAGCUUCUCCGGUUUCAUCAUCCCUGCAAUUAUCGGAGCGCUCACCAACGAACAUAAUGGAAUGGAAGAGUGGCGGGUUAUGUUUUGGAUUUCGGCGGCAGUCUUUGUAUCUGCGACGGUUCUAUUUUGGAUAUUCGGAUCGGCUGAGAUCCAGCCCUGGAAUGAUCUUAAUCAGCCAGCCAAGAGCGCCAAUAUUUCCGAAGAAGAAAAGCAAAUGAACGCACCGACUAAGGAGGUGCAAAGCAGUGGCGAGGAGGAAGAGAACGAGAGACUAUAAAGUCGUCAUAAAGCGUCUCUUAUACUCAAUUUUCGAAUCCUGUUCUAUAGUCAAUUUCACUUGAGUUAUAAGUGUAUGCAGCGGAGAAAAUGGCAAUUUUGCGACCUGAGGCUACUGAACGGUGCAAGUGCCAAAAUCGUGUAAAGAGUGAUGGACGGCGAGCUAAAACUUGGCUCGUAACGAGACAGAAGCACUUUGCAUGACUCGAUAACGGACAUUAUCUGUUAGAUGUUGAAUUUUUUCUUGACACAAGCAACCGCGUACGUUGACAAUUCUAAUUCAAGAAAAUGAUUUUUUGAAGGAACCAAGUACUCAAACGAUCUGAACUCCUUUUUAUUGUGCUUACGAGAUACUUCCGUUUGCGUUUAUUUGAAUUUUGAUCAAUAUAUUUUAAAGUAAAGCGAACCAUAACUUUUUAUAUGUAAUACUUGCGCGAUUAUAUAAAUUUUAAAGUAUACAUAGUUUCUCUUAAAGAAGACUAGUGUUAUUGUUAGAGUUAAAGAAAAUUUAACAAUAACUUGUUCAAUAUAAAGAGAUUUUAGAGUUGAAAAUGUAAUUUUAAUUUUGUAUAAUUGACUUGCCUAUAUCAUAGUAUUCAUCUGUUUUUCAUAAGCAAUCAAUUAUUUCAUAUCGAUUAGUUUUGGAAUAUAUUCGGAGUGCAUUUUAAUUAAUUUUACGAAGCGUAAGCAUAUCUUUUGUAUAAAAUAUUGAAGCCAAAAUCAUUUUACCAAUAUAUUACAAAUUUUUUUAAAGUUACCGUUUAUAAUUUUAUUCUGUUAUAAUAGUAAUAAAUAGAUUUCACAUCUGUAGUAAAGCAUUGCUAAAUGUGAGUUCCUGUAAUUUAAUGUCGUGUUUUUGUGCAUCAACAGGGAAAGAUUGUGGCUUCACUGUAUAAGAAAAAAUUGUAUGCAUUGCAGCAGCAAGAAAUUUGAUUGAAUAUGUUCAAAUAGUGCUAAUAAGAAAUACAAGUAUUCACUAAGAAGAGAUAUGAUCAUAAUAUAUUGUAUGUUGUAUAGUGAAAAAUAAACCUAUACCGAGUAAAGAUAUUUUCUGAAAAAAGGAAUCAAAAAUGUUUGCUGCAUAGUUUUUCAGAAAUGUCUUCACUUACACUGUUUACAUUGAAAAAAUCUAUUUUUGAUAAUUUUACUUGAAAAAUUCAAAAUUAUACCGAAUAUGACUGCUCUCUAAUAAAUACAUUUUUAAUUAAAAAAAAAAACGAAACUUUUUAGUGGCUUAUAAAAAGUACGAUCACUUUUAGAUUUUAUGCAAGCGUUUUCUGAAAUUACUUGUAAUCGUAAUUAUGUAACUUUAAAUAUCAACAAUGAACAGAAUAAUGCCAAUUUUUUUAACCAUAAAUUUUAAUGAUAACAUUUUAGUUUAAACUGUAUUAAAUCAGCUUAUGAAUUUGAUGUGGUUCACCUGUUUUUUUCGCACAAAGAUAGUCAAUUGUAAAUAAUUUAAGUGUAAAUUGAAAAAAUUGACUAAUAAAACCCACUCAACUAAAUGUAAUAUUUACAUCAACUAAAAGUGGAACACGUAUAAUGAUUGUAGUGCUAUAAAAUUGAUACUAUACUUACUCUACAGGUUUAUUUUUACGAUUCUAAAAAGCAAUUUUUCAAUUAUUUUUAAUU